AUGGAUACGAAUGGUGAAGCAAGUGUGGAAGCAUAUGCAGAACCCUCGGGUCCCUAUUUUCCUGGCCAGUCAAUCAUCAUGCACUGUAAAGUCACUGGAGAUACAACUAAAUUCUGCACCUGGAACCCCCCAAAUGGAUCACCCUUCGAGCCGAGCUCAUUCCCUAACUUUUAUGAAAGUGUGAGCAGCGGUAGUACGGCAGAGUGCACUUUCAGAAUCAAGAGUGCCAGUGACUUCGAGAGUGGGAAAUGGACUUGCAACCCCUUCUUGAGUGGUGGCGAUUCGAAAAAGAGCGACCCUAUUGAUAUUCUUGUAGCACGACCGCCGGAAUCUAUUGAGGUGUCUGAAGUCCGAAAGGAUGCUUACCACGAAAUCCUUCAGGCUCAAAAUGCAGUAAACUUCACUUGUGAGGUGAAAGCCAUUCGCCCUGAAGUCGAGAGCAUCCAAUGGUACAUUGUGAGGGAAGAUGGGAGUGAAGAACAUUUGACGCCGUCUCAACCAGGGCUCCUCCACAGCAACAAAACCUUUGUCUCGGCUGACUUUUCCUCUUACCCAGGAAUGCAGAAUCAAGGGGUGCAACAGAUGAUGGUCUAUAAUGUAAAUGCCACCUUGAGUCAUGUCUUCUCUCCUCUGGACAAUGGGAGAAAGUUGGUUUGCCGUGUGACUCACAUGCUGCUUCAUCCUGCCAAUAAUUCUGCAUCUGCUAAAUUGGAAGUACAAUAUGUCCCAGUGGUGCAUAUGGAUGACUGGAAGACAAAGAACUUCGACCCCCAUGGAAACAAGUUUUAUCUACCACCAGGCACAAAAGGAGAGAUCACUGUCUAUUUUCUUGCCAAUCCACCUAUAUCUGCUCCACAAAGGGAGGUUCAGUGGAUCAUUCGCAAUGACAUUACCUUGAAUAGUGGGCAAGAAGAGGGGAAGGGCGCAAGGAAUGAUCUGUAUGAGACCACAUUGACUAUUGACCCAGUGGGCCGUGAAGAUGCAACUGAUGGAUACAUUCUUCGACUUUACUCCUCCCCUGUUUCCCCAAAUGCACAAGAGCCAUUCACAGAGUUUAAAUUUAGGGUUGAACUUGGGGACAGACCCCCUGCAGCUGGCAUGGAUGCAGGAGUGAUUGCAGGAGUGGUGAUAGCCGUGAUUGCUUUGGCAAUUGUCAUUAUAUUGGUGGUCAUAGCACGUGUAAAGGGGCUGUUCUGCUUUGCAGCUGGCAUGGAUGCAGGAGUGAUUGCAGGAGUGGUGAUAGCCGUGAUUGCUUUGGCAAUUGUCAUUAUAUUGGUGGUCAUAGCACGUGUAAAGGGGCUGUUCUGCUUUGCAGCACCAGAGGGAAGGAAGGAAGGUAGCGAGACGGAGAGUGCAGACCGAGCCCCUGCUCAUGGCAAAGGAGGGAAGCCACUUGCAAGUCGACUCUCUGAUCUCUACAAUCGUGUCACCAAUCCCAAAAAGGAGAAGAAGAAGGACAUGGCAGAUGUGGAGGCUGCUAAGAAGGAGGUCCUCUUUUCUCUUUUUCACAUCUUGUUCACUCCACUGGAAGUGCCGCUGACUGAGAAGGAGAAGGAGAAGCACGGGGAAUCAGAAGGCGAAGAAGAGGAAAAGAAGGAAAAGGAGGGUGUUGUAUAUGCAGAAUUGGAUCUGAAAGAGAGUGGAAAAAAGCUCCCUCCAAAGAAAACAAGUCCCGGGGAGAGUACAGAAUACGUGGAGAUUGUGGGAACUGUCCCACCGCCGCCAUCUUACUCUGAACCCCCUAAAUAAAGGACGCACUGAGAAGUAAUACCCAUGUACUCAGGCAUUCAGUCAGUCUCUUUUUAUGCUUGCCUUGGCUUGUUUUUUUUCGUGUUUUUUUUUUUGUAUUUGACAAGUGGCCUCUGAACCUAGGAUUGUGGCCUAUGACCUCAGAUUCUCCCUGAAACAUUCCAUUUUUCCUCCACUGUAAUAUAAUGAUGGCUUGAGUGACAUGAGUGAAUCAUGGGAUGAUUGAGUUGAUUGUAUGGUAUAGAGAAAGGAGGAUGAAGAGUGUACAGUUUAUUGAAUUGUGACUGAAUUGUGUUUUUGUAAACCUAGGUUUUUUAUUAUUAUAUAUUAGGUCGUUGUGAUUCCUCUGUGCCCCUUAUUCCCUGCUCAAAGAACAAUUCUGAAAUAAAACACCCUUUUUUAA
Molecule: messenger RNA, 2152 nt
Organism: Darwinula stevensoni
Lineage: Eukaryota; Metazoa; Arthropoda; Ostracoda; Podocopida; Darwinulidae
Source: the annotation of a GenBank genome assembly